Molecule: messenger RNA, 1086 nt
Organism: Adineta steineri
Lineage: Eukaryota; Metazoa; Rotifera; Eurotatoria; Adinetida; Adinetidae
Source: the annotation of a GenBank genome assembly
AUGGCAUCAUCAUCAUCAUCGACUCCUUCUCCUAACCCUAUUAUUACAUCGAAUGGUAGUGGUGGUGGUGGUAGUGGACCUCCAUCAGCUGGAGCUAGCGGUCAAACAUCUAAUAAUUCAAGUACAAAUGCAGGUCAACAACAAACAUCAGGUUCAAAUAAUCCAGCAAAUGAUACACCCGUUUCUUCUGAACGUAUUGCUUGUUGGAUAACUGAAUUAUUAUCGUCGACAACACGUGAAAAUGCAUUAAUGGAAUUAAGUCGUAAACGAGAAAAAGUUGUUGAUUUAGCUGUUUUACUUUGGCAUUCAUUUGGAUCUGUUGCUGUUUUAUUGCAUGAAGUUAUUUCGGUUUAUCCUUAUAUAACACCUCCGACAUUAACAGCUCAACAAUCGAAUCGUGUUUGUAAUGCAUUAGCAUUACUUCAAUGUAUAGCAUCACAUCCUGAAACUCGUUCACUUUUUAUUCAAGCAAAUAUUCCUUUAUUUCUCUAUCCAUUUUUAAAUACAAAAUCAUCAACACGACCAUUUGAAUAUCUUCGUUUAACAUCUUUAGGUGUUAUUGGUGCACUUGUUAAAACAGAUGAAACUGAAGUUAUUAAUUUUUUAUUAACAACAGAAAUUAUUCCAUUAUCAUUACGUAUAAUGCAAUCAGGUAGUGAAUUAUCUAAAACAGUCGCAACAUUUAUUUUACAAAAAAUUCUUGCUGAUGAUUGUGGUUUAAAUUAUAUAUGUCAAACAUUUGAUCGAUUUUCACAUGUUGCAAUGGUUUUAGGUAGAAUGGUUUUACAACAACAAAAAGAAGCUAGUGGAAGAUUAUUAAAACAUAUUAUUCGUUGUUAUUUACGUUUAUCGGAUAAUGCACGUGCUCGUGAAGCACUUCGUUCAUGUCUUCCUGAUUGUCUUAAAGAUCAUACAUUUGAUGCUGUUCUUAAAGAAGAUCAAUCAACAAAAAAAUGGUUAUCACAAUUAUUACUUAAUCUUGAAACACCGGUACCAACAAAUGCAAAUAAUUCUCAACAACAAACAUCUGGUAAUAAUGUUGUUUCACAACAAACUCAACCAGCAUCACCACUUGGAAUGGGAUAA